Messenger RNA from Sinocyclocheilus grahami, 1666 nucleotides. RefSeq names its product serine/threonine-protein phosphatase PP1-beta catalytic subunit. The record is from RefSeq and is a predicted model, not a curated record. NCBI's taxonomy places the organism in Eukaryota, Metazoa, Chordata, Actinopteri, Cypriniformes, Cyprinidae. Gene Ontology annotation, molecular function: protein serine/threonine phosphatase activity. Bases 47 to 1030 code for a protein of 327 amino acids. The transcript is spliced from 8 exons. Gene Ontology annotation, cellular component: nucleus; cytoplasm.
UAGCGGCCGUUGCUGGAAGCGCUACACGCAGAACUCGGCUCUGAAGAUGGCGGAGGGGGAAUUAAACGUCGACAGUCUCAUUUCUCGGCUUCUUGAAGUGCGAGGAUGUCGUCCUGGGAAGAUCGUUCAGAUGACGGAAGCAGAAGUUCGAGGACUCUGCAUUAAAUCUCGAGAGAUCUUUCUCAGUCAGCCCAUCCUGCUGGAGUUGGAGGCUCCACUUAAAAUCUGUGGUGACAUCCAUGGCCAGUAUACAGAUUUGUUGAGGUUGUUUGAAUAUGGUGGUUUUCCACCGGAGGCGAACUAUCUCUUUCUGGGUGAUUAUGUGGACCGAGGGAAACAAUCUUUGGAGACCAUCUGCCUCCUACUGGCCUAUAAGAUCAAAUACCCCGAGAAUUUCUUUCUCUUGAGGGGAAACCACGAGUGCGCCUCCAUCAACCGGAUCUAUGGCUUCUAUGAUGAGUGCAAGCGCAGGUUCAAUAUAAAACUCUGGAAGACUUUCACAGACUGCUUCAACUGCCUCCCAAUUGCUGCCAUCAUAGAUGAGAAGAUUUUCUGUUGCCAUGGAGGUCUCUCUCCUGAUCUGCAGUCAAUGGAACAGAUACGUCGGAUUAUGCGACCAACUGACGUCCCAGAUACAGGGUUGCUGUGUGAUUUGCUGUGGUCGGACCCAGAUAAGGACGUUCAGGGAUGGGGGGAGAACGAUCGUGGCGUUUCAUUCACUUUCGGUGCUGACGUAGUCAGCAAAUUCCUCAACCGCCACGAUCUGGACCUAAUCUGCAGGGCGCAUCAGGUGGUUGAAGAUGGUUAUGAGUUCUUUGCAAAGCGGCAGUUGGUCACUCUGUUCUCGGCGCCAAACUACUGUGGGGAGUUUGACAAUGCCGGUGGAAUGAUGAGUGUGGAUGAGUCACUCAUGUGCUCUUUUCAGAUCCUGAAGCCAUCAGAAAAGAAGGCAAAGUAUCAGUACAGCGGGGUCAACUCAGGGCGACCUGUGACCCCGCCCCGUACGGCCCAAGCCCCCAAGAAGAGGUGAGCGGCUCGCCACCCAGAACCACACCCUCCAUCCCCACCACCUUCAGCAAACUACCCCUAUCUGGGGCAGCUUUACCUUCCCAAUUCCCCUCCGAAAUCUCUCUACUCGCCCUGCCAAACUUCUUUCUCUUUUCUUAAAACUUGUGUACAGAAAUGUUGCUGUGUCCAGGCGGAUUCUCUUUUCUUUUGCUGUGCUUGUUUGUUUAUUGGUAUUUUAAUAACAUAAAUAAUAAUAAUAAUACUUCUUUGGGAAGCAACUCUUGAGGUGCUCUACAAAAAACCCAGAGCAAAACACACACUCAUUCUCUCACACGAAGAUCUCAGUAGUGUCCUGAUAUAUAAGCAUUUUAUUAAACUUUACUUCAGUAUUCUUUGAUUAUUGAACAUUAAUGCUGAUUCAUAAAGAAAGAGUGACGAUUGUAAGUAUUUGAAGGUUGUUACACUAGGCUUUCACGCACACACAAACUCACACUUAACUCUGCCAGGGUGCUUGAUCACAGGUCAGCAGAUACUUUACAUGAAUACGGACACAAUCCAUUGUUGAUAAACUAGGUCAAUGUGGACAAAGCUAGAAAAGGGAUUUUAACUCGGAUACCGUGACAUGCACACAUUUUCACAGCUGCAUUUACAAAUGGCA